AUGUUCCUGUGCAUCACGUACUUGUUGGAUGUUUCCGGUACACGGAGAGCGAUAGGGUGGAUUUUCUGGCCAAUUCGGGUGGUCGCGCACGCUGAUGCUGGAUGUCAGAAGUUAGACUGGCAGGAGAAAUAUCACGGUAAACCACUUCUCACUGUGUUUACCCAUCUCUGUCAAGUUAGAAGCCCAGAACGACGCCACGACAAACAAUUGAGGCUGAUACAGUCGCGCGGGCACAGCAUGAGUUUGUUCCAUGAACGUGCCCUAGUCGUACAUCGGCUUCGCAGCAGUUUUCCUGGAGAGCGGGUCUCGGGUGACGACAUUUACAUGAAAGUUCUCGCACUGGUCUUGACCUUUGGAAUGAUGGCAAUGGAGACUUUAUUUUUGGACCUCGGCGCUUGGCAUCGGAAUCAUUCAAAGGUAAGACGUGAGAAAGCCUUGGAUGAGCAUGUGUUUGAGAAUGGUUGA
Molecule: messenger RNA, 465 nt
Organism: Suillus clintonianus
Lineage: Eukaryota; Fungi; Basidiomycota; Agaricomycetes; Boletales; Suillaceae
Exons: 4
Coding region: 1-465 (154 amino acids)
Source: RefSeq, a predicted model, not a curated record